This is a messenger RNA of Drosophila simulans, 685 nucleotides long. RefSeq names its product 40S ribosomal protein S11 (gene RpS11). The transcript has 4 exons. Gene Ontology annotation, biological process: translation. Gene Ontology annotation, molecular function: structural constituent of ribosome. The record is from RefSeq and is a predicted model, not a curated record. Lineage: Eukaryota; Metazoa; Arthropoda; Insecta; Diptera; Drosophilidae. Bases 142 to 609 code for a protein of 155 amino acids. Gene Ontology annotation, cellular component: ribosome; cytosolic small ribosomal subunit.
AAAAUGCUUAACAUUGAACUUAACAGAGCCUGAGUUACCGCCUCCAUCUGUUUGGUAUUUCGGCACUGCUCUGCGACGGUCCCACUUGCGGCGCCAUUCAGCAAACGGUCACUCUGAAUCGUUCUUUCCUUUUUCAUCAACAUGGCUGAUCAGAACGAGCGCGCCUUCCAAAAACAAUUCGGUGUCAACCUAAACCGCAAGGUCAAGCCCGGCAUCACCAAGAAGAAGCUGCUGCGUCGCUCCCGCGAUGUGGGACUCGGUUUCAAGACCCCCCGUGAGGCCAUCGAUGGUACCUACAUCGACAAGAAGUGCCCCUGGACCGGUGAUGUGAGGAUCCGUGGUCGCAUUCUGACCGGCGUGGUCCGCAAGGCCAAGAUGCAGCGCACCAUUGUCAUUCGGCGCGACUACCUGCACUUUGUGCGCAAAUACAGCCGUUUCGAGAAGCGUCACCGCAACAUGAGCGUCCACUGCUCCCCUGUUUUCAGAGAUGUUGAGCAUGGCGAUAUUGUCACCAUUGGUGAGUGCCGUCCUCUGUCCAAGACUGUGCGCUUCAACGUCCUGAAAGUCAGCAAGGGUCAGGGAGCCAAGAAGAGCUUCAAGAAGUACUAGAGCGGACAACUACCAUUCGGGCGAUAAUAUUUGUAGCAAUUAUUCUUUUUGAAUAAAACAAAAAAAGUAACUUUAA